AAUGUAAGACAAUUAGAAUUUUCGUCGUUUGUCAAAACCAUUUGAGAACAUCAAACAAAAUGGAAACCGAAAUCUGGAGAUCUCUUCUACGCGGUUACUGAGAUUAAAUUUUAGAACGAAAAGCAGUGCCAAUCCAAGAUCCUUAAAUAAAUAAGGUGGAUUUCUACGGAAUGCACAGUUCACCAUCGAUGAAAGAAUGUGAUAAAGUUGGGUAUUUUAUUUACUUGCAAAUAAUUCAAAUAUAUUUCGAAUAAUUUUCGUUUUAUCUUCCACCACGAUUCUCUGUAAUAUUCUGUUUGUCGUGGAGGGUUCACUCGAAAAGCCUUUUUCUGUCAUUUGACAGUUCCGCGUUUGCGUCCAGAACCCACUGUCCAUACGUCUACACUUCCACAAUUAUUUUGGUUCAAUUGAACACAUCAUCAAAGUUACCUUAACACCGAGUAUUUGCAAGAAAACACAGUAAAAACAUAUUUAUUAUCUGUAUUUAGCUAGGUAUUUUAUAUCAUUCUUCAAAAUUUUCAAUUACAAGAUGGAUUCCAAAUCAUCCCUGUUAAAAGACAACUCUAUCGCGAAGCCAUCGUCAGAGGAUAUUCCGGCAAGUCCUAAUUCCAGCUUGGAGUCAUUUUCCUCAACAAUUGAAUGUACUCCAGAACCACACAAAACGCGUCCACAAACCGCUCUGCAGUGUUUGGAUCACACGAUCGGGGUCAUUUGGCACUGUUUCGAUGUAUUUCGGCAGCAGUUCUUUACCAUUUCGCCCGAAAGUGUCAAGUGGGCGGUGGAUUUUCUCAGAGCGUCACCUUACGGUCCCAACGACGAGCUACACUUUGUCAUUGCGUAUCUACACUGCGUACAGGCUUUGGUGCAACUUGUUUUUCGCAAAUCCCGAAAUCUUAAGGACGCUAUGAUCGGUGUUCGGGAAAAUGUUUCAGAGGCCCUAGGUGAAGAAUCCUUAGCACAGCAACAAGAAACAAAUCAAGAGAAAGUGCCACAGAAUCUUAUUGAAGAAUUACUUCAGCUGUACGAAUUACUAGCGCGAUACAAGGAAGCCAUUCAGUAUCACCAGCAGGACACAAUCGAACUUAACCAGUUGCAAGAGAUUGAGCAGCUACUGCAGGAGCUUAACGAUUCUUUUGAAGCGAGAAGCAGCAACGAAGAAUUGCCGGAAGAUUGGCUAAGAGUGUCAAGAAUGUAACCAACUUUGGAGGCGUUUGAUGGACGUUAGGAGCCCCGUAAAUCUUAAUGACUCUUCCGAGCGCACCUAGAGAGCGCAAGUUUGCAGUUAGCAUCGCGACGCGGUCAAUAAACGUUCACGGUGGAAACUGCAUUCCUCGUGUCACACAUUUCAUGACCGAAGUGUUGCAACAAAUAGAACGAGAGAGAGAAAAAAAGCACCAUAAGUCAAACUAAACCAUCAACCCUGGAACGACGGUGCAAUAAAACGGCAACACUACCUGCACCUACGGAUGACGCGCGUAUGGAGAACUGGAUUUGCGCGUCUCGUGUAGGUGUUUUCCCCCUAUACCAAAGGCGAACGAACAGGACCUUCACUUCCCAUCCGCCCGACACACGCAACCACGACAGACGAUGACUGUAUGUCAGGGCUAACGGGCGCUGUCUAACGAUGUGGCCCGGGCCAGGAGGAGGUCGAUUCUCGGCGACUCGAUAUUGGAAAGAGGUCAACCGGGUUCGGAGGUUUUGGAAGCGUUGGAAAUGGCACGCGAACGUCACUCGCUUUGCGUAGAACAUUAACCAAUCGCCGGGAGGCUCGUGUAGACGUCGCGCUGGUAGACACUCUGGUGUGUAGCCGGAGGUAAAGGUUAAUGCAAAAAGGGGUCGUGAGCUCACCCUGUCCGUAAACUUCGUGUUAUUGCUGCAAAUUUGGGCAACAUAUACAACCGGCUCAGGAAGCCCCAAAUAAACAGUUCGGUCGGUACAAGUGUUUUUCAAUCCAAUUUCUGUACGAUCUUGAAUAAUUGAAUUCUAAAUUUCUUGAAGCGAAGGCCUCUGCGUUUGGGAUCAAGAACUGAUGUUCGACUGUGAGAUCUACAAAUGGGAUGAGGAUAUCAUGAAUGGGCAACACAAAUUCCCUGGCACCACGCUGAUUACCGCGCAUUAUGAUACCCAAUUAUGCCUUGUAAUGAAUAAUUCCGGCGUGAAUUCGUACACUCACAUUGCACACCAUUUCCAUCACUCUUCCAAACGUCGAUAGCGUGGGCGAACUUCGCACCGAAUCCCUCGGACCGGCUUCAAUUCAAUAUUCAUAUCGAAUUAUGUUCACAUCGGUAUUCGCUAUCGGUUAUUGAAGUCGGUCGGAGCCUAAUGCACGCAUACCCAGCAGACAUCGCGGGCAACUCAAUGAAGCCUGCUCCAAUAUCUAUUGCGCCUGUCGAUGCAAUUAUGAACCACCGGUUUUAAGUGUAGCUCGGCUUGUAAAUAGGUGUAUACCGCAAGCUGUGACCGGACAUCUUGUACGGCCUUGCUCUGGACACUACCGAACACGGUGUGGGUUCGCGCUUCAUGAGUUUGGUUUCCAAAAGCUUUAGCGUGUUCUCACCAUGUUCUGGGUCUUGUGCACUACGGUCCAACAUUUAAUUACCGCUAUCAAAACUUGCAUUCCCAGCGGGGAUUCCUACCCACGGUUGAAAUUAAUUCUCUGGUUGCGAUGACGCACACACCACCGUUAUCUGUGUGUGGACGAGUAAAAUGUGCUCAAUGUAUUGCGAUACAUUUAAACGCUACUUUCAAACCAUGGGGAAGAACUAACAUUAGACGAGCCGAAGGUUUAGUAACCAUGGAAUUUGUGGGACUUGCUCAUCGAUAGUUUAGUCCCCUGAAGCCCCGUAAAUGUGGGUUAAUAUGGAUUUUUCUAUAAAUAAGUAAACACAUUUCAGGAGCUUCAGCUGACCCGAACCCCCCAAAAAACAAGGGAACCUGCCUUAAUGAGUCACCAUGAGCAGAACAUCUUGGCCAAAACUGUUUGCGACGCUCAAGUGGAAACCCAACUGGAAGCCCCACAGACAGACGUUUGGGUAAGGAUUUAACAUGUUUCAUGUCUUGAUUCAGCCUACGAUACGACACUUUCGACAUCCGAAGGCGUUUCGGUAAUUCCAUGGCCAUAUAGCCAAUGGGGCUCUACCGUAGGAGCAAAUACGGUUUGCACAGUAGUUGGAAAAUAAACUUAGUGAAAAAAAAAUCUCAAAGCGUGAGCGUAUUAAAUUUAUGUGAGAAUUUUAUGUUUCGAUUUGCUAAAAAAAGCGACAAACAGUAAGCUCAUGAUAAAUGUGUCGGUAUCGGCAUUCG
This is a messenger RNA of Anopheles funestus (African malaria mosquito), 3303 nucleotides long. RefSeq lists its product as uncharacterized. The transcript has 2 exons. The record is from RefSeq and is a predicted model, not a curated record. Bases 530 to 1195 code for a protein of 221 amino acids. Lineage: Eukaryota; Metazoa; Arthropoda; Insecta; Diptera; Culicidae.